GGCGCAGCUCUAGGGGAGAAACUCGGCUCCUCUCUGUAGUGUUUGUGCAGAGCAGCGAGGAGGAGCAGGCUGUAAAAAAAAACUUUCCUCUGAAACACACAACAGACGUUUCUGUAAACACACUCCAUACCAUGCAAGAAGAAGAGGAGACCUUUCUGCCUGAACACAGCUUCACAUUGUAGUCCUCCAGCAGUUUCCGGAUACCAGCCCACCACUGUUUCUGCUCUGCAUCUGUUGGGAUUCCUCCUCUCGUUUAUCUGUGAUAACUUUACACUUAAUCCACCUUUAAACCUGCUGCAGCCACAACAUGGAGAGUGAGUGAGAACAAGGAUGAAAUCUUCGCCCGCAUUGAAAAGUUGAGCUCUGUGCUCGAGUUCACCAGGGCCACUUCCUGAUGAUGACAGUAAACAUGGAUGACGGUCUCCAAAAUGGACCGGGACAGCACAGGAACUCACAAGAUGACGAGGAGGCGCUGAACUCUAUAAUGAAGGACCUGGCAGCCCUGGGCCGCUGCUAUACCCAGCGCAACAGCCACAAGCCAACAAUCAGAACAUUGCUCUACAAACAGGAUUUAAGAGUCAAGCUGGAGCAUGAGAGAGAAAAACGGAUCAUCCCGUUCCAGAGGCCGCUGAAGAUCAAGGAGCUGCUGCAGAAAGUGACCGAGGCCUUCGGGCAGCAGAUGGACAUGUUCUUCAUGGAGAAAGAGCUGCUGCUGCCCCUGAAGACGCAGGAGGACCUGGACCAGGCGGUGCUGACGCUGGGCUGCAGCACCGGGACCAACGGGCUGCUCAGGAUCCUGCUGAAGACCCCGAAGAACAACCAUUACCUACAGGUGAACAGCAGGGACAAACAGAGCGAGAUGCGGUCUUCACGGUCACUGGGAGAUCUCAAGGGCUCCCUGCUCAAAGGCUCGGAGAGGGUCCGCAAACACUCAACAGGUUCCCUGCACACGGGUCGUACGUCCCCACCUCCGGGCAGCGUUCCCGAGGAGCAGCAGCAGAUCGCUCGCCAGGGAUCCUACACCAGCAUCCACAGCGAAGGGGAGUUCAUCCCCGAGACCCACGACCAGAACAUGCUGGAUCCAUUCGGGAGCGCAGACAACUCGCUGUCGAGCAGCUGUCAAUCAAUAGAUCAAGCCCUGGACAGUCCUCCUUUCUCGCAGAACAACCGGGACAAUAAUUACCCGAACCUCAACUACGAAUACAAAGGUCGCCACGGGAAAGGAGGGACUUUCCCUCGCCAGUUCCAGUUGCCCAAUCGCAGCAAGGAUUAUGACCGGCGCAGGACACUUCCGCGCAGCUUCAUGCCGCAGGAGAACCUGUUCCAGCUGGUUCCUUCCAGCCGGACACGCAGUUACAACGGGGAAAACACGCUGCAGUACAGCGACCUGCGCUCUCUGGGACGCAACGGCGACAAGAGCCAGCGGGGAUCAGCCAAGUCGCCACGGGCUCCAGUCAACUGGCGUCAGGGAAAGCUGCUGGGGAGGGGGGCAUUCGGGGAGGUUUACCUCUGCUACGACGCCGACACCGGCCGCGAGCUGGCCGCCAAGCAGGUGCCCUUUGACACCGACUGUCAAGAAACCAGCAAGGAGGUGAACGCUCUGGAGUGUGAGAUCCAGCUGCUGAAGAACCUGCGUCACGAUCGCAUCGUUCAGUACUACGGUUGUCUUCGGGACCUCGAGCACAAGAAACUCACCAUUUUUGUGGAGUUCAUGCCCGGGGGCUCGAUAAAGGACCAGCUGAAGGCCUAUGGGGCUCUGACGGAGAAAGUGACCCGGAGAUACACCAGGCAGAUCCCAGGAGUCUCCUACCUGCACAGCAACAUGAUCGUGCACAGAGACAUCAAAGGUGCUAACAUCCUGAGAGACUCGACAGGGAACGUGAAACUGGGAGACUUUGGAGCCAGCAAACGUAUCCAGACCAUCUGCAUGUCAGGAACAGGAAUCAAGUCCGUCACCGGCACCCCCUACUGGAUGAGUCCUGAAGUCAUCAAUGGGGAGGGAUAUGGUCGAAAAGCAGAUGUAUGGAGUGUGGCCUGCACCGUGGUGGAAAUGUUGACUCAGAAACCCCCGUGGGCCGAGUACGAGGCCAUGGCAGCAAUUUUUAAAAUCGCCACGCAGCCCACGAAGCCCAUUCUUCCCGACUCCGUGUCGGAUGCGGGGCGGGACUUCCUCCGGCAGGUGUUUGUUGAGGAGAAGUGGCGGCCGACUGCGGACGUUCUGCUCAGCCACCCAUUCGUUCAGGGCUGUUUCUGAGGACCCGCACCCCCCAGCUCUCCCCUCCUAUCCUCUCCUCUCCGGGCCUGCCCCCUCCAACUUCCUGCUCUGACAUCUAUCACCAGUGUCUGCCUUGCCAGGAACGCUGCAUCUCUCACCAACUGCACUGAAAAACUGCAUGGUUGACUUUAAUAAAGUGUAUUAUGUCAACAGAUUUCACUUAGUAAUAGACAGACAGACAGACAGACAGACAGACAGACAGACAGACAGACAGACAGACAGACAGACAGACAGACAGACAGACAGACAGACAGACAGACAGACAGACAGACAGACAGACAGACAGACAGACAGACAGACAGACAGAUAGAUGGAUAGUAGAUACUUAGAUGUGAAAGGUAGCUGUUGUGCAAAUAGUUGUAGAGAGGGAGACAUUGAAACUAUGGAGCAGAAUCCAAUUAUGUGUAAUCUAUUGCGAUCACACAUUGAAUUAAAGCCAGCGUUGCAGUUUUUUCAGUGUGGAUGAAGCCUGAUUCAUCACCAAGAGGCCAGGUCGACGUCGAGUGUGUUACCCCAAGAAGGGAACGACGACAAAGCACUUAGCGGCUUCACACGCUCCUGACUGCAAGAGCGGGAAACGUGACCCAAGAGCGGUGAAGCCUCAAGAUUUUUGGGGGGUUUUCUACUCAUUUACUGCCGCAGAACAGUGUCCAAGGGUCGGCCCGGAUACUGUGUGACGGUGGCUGACACUCCUGUCAAACACACCUGAUAGUACUGUGAGUCAGUGGUUCCCAACCGGGGGUAUGGGGUCCCCUAAGGGUGUGUAGAAAGAUUAGGGAUUGACAUUUAUUUCCAAACAAAAAACACUUUUAUAUAAAUGUUCAUAAGCCUGGUUUCCUGACCCCAGAACUAUCAAAGCUUAUAAAGACAAGCAAGCUCAAGUGUCUUAAUAAAAACAGCUAGAAGUGAGUAUCAUUUUUUCACCCACAUAAGUCUAAAUGUGAAGUUUUAAGGGUGAGUCAUACAAGGGAUUUUCAUUUAGUAAGCAGUUUGGUUUAAUACAAGAAGAAUGUAGGCGAAUUAUCCCAGAUGACUGGGUUGGGAACCCCUGCUGUGUGUUACUCAUCAGCUGUGUGUGAUGAUAGAUUAUUUUUAUAUGACAUACAAUACAAAGUUUUCUAUCGUCACCUGAAAAAAUGUCAAAGUAUUUUUGUCAACGCCUUACAAUAAGAGUUUGUAAGUAAGAAUGUCUUUUUUUCACGGCACUCCAAAACCCCUCCGCCCCCCCACCACCCGUUUUUAGAAGGAUUGUCAACAUUGCACUUUUGAUAUCAUGCAUUGAAACAUUUUCAACGUGCAGGAUAAUCAACGGAGAUAUUUUUCUAUUUGAAGCAUUUUUUUUAUACCAUUGAGAAUUGUCGUGUAAAGAAAGCAGAACCAAACUUUUGCAUCAGUGUCGAAUAAGCAAUACCAGCUGCACGGUUGGAGUCUGUCAUUCCAGCUUCCCAUGCAGUGAACCUUGAGUCCAUUGGAGAAAAAGGUAGCCAAAGAAAAAAGUGUCAGAAACUUUGGGCUAUGUUAAUGUUCAGUAUUAGUCAUUAUGGGUCGUUUUCUCACCUCAGAGCCCUAUAAGCCUUUUCUAUGUUACGGCAGCUUCGUGCACAGUAGUCUGCACCGACCAAAUCACAUUGUAUCAGUAUGAAAAGAAAUCCAAUUUUGUUCAGUAUGAAUCCAGUCACCCCAUGCCUUCACGUUGAUUUAAUGACCACUUGACGGGACACCUCAUGCUGUCAUAACAUCGGGGUCAAGUUCAAAUCCAGAGCUAAAUGCUGUUAUCUUUCAAAUGGAUGUGUAGUGAUACGGUGGCACUUAAGGAACGAUCAAAUCUCUGUACACCCUUGUCAGUGCCUUAUCUGAAUGUGCUUGUAAACAGAACUGUUCACUGCCAAAGCGGAAAGCUUUUUUUAAUGAGGUGAGCAAAAGAGAGCACACACAGGAUUUGCUGAAGUUCUUUUAUACGAUAGAAAAAGAUUAUACUGUAAAUACAUAUUGUUCUGCACUUUUGUAUGAAAUUUCUUUACAUUCUAUAUAAAUCUAUUUGAUGAAAUAGCUACGUUAUACAGUAGGUUGUACUGUGAUUUAGACAGGAGAGUGUUUCUCUUUGAGAGCUGGCAGUAGGCAGGAUGAAGCGGCUGGAGGCUUUUGAUUGGGACAGAGUUUGCUUUGUCUUGAUGACGAAGCCUUGAAACAUGAAAUGUAUCGAGUCAUUGAUCUUUUGUACAUUUAACUUAAUAAAUCCAAGGUCUAAGACUA
This is a messenger RNA of Eleginops maclovinus (Patagonian blennie), 4528 nucleotides long. It is a transcript of the gene map3k22, whose product is annotated as mitogen-activated protein kinase kinase kinase 22. Gene Ontology annotation, biological process: protein phosphorylation. Gene Ontology annotation, molecular function: protein kinase activity; protein binding; ATP binding. The record is from RefSeq and is a predicted model, not a curated record. NCBI's taxonomy places the organism in Eukaryota, Metazoa, Chordata, Actinopteri, Perciformes, Eleginopidae.